GUUAUAUACAUAACUUUUCUUGAACUGAAACACUUUUAACUCUGGAUGAGACCCUCAACUCCCACCGCCAUGGACGAAUCGGACACGCCCCGCUUCACUGUCCAGCAAAUUAUGCUUUUGCAAAAGUUGAAGCAGAGCGGACUGACCCGGGACCAGAUACUAAAAGGACUUGAAGAAAUUGACAAAAUGGACGACAUUCCUGUCAGCCUUCCACUUGCAACAUUUCCUUCUAAACCAAUGAGAAGUCCUCCACCACUGGCUCUUGCAAAACGUCCUUUCCCAAUUCUUGUCAACGCUAACGGUACAAAUGGAGUCCAAAAUAAGAAUGCGCGGGAAGAAAGCGCGCCAAGUGACCAGAAAACACCGAGUGCUAGCCCGACCUCGCCACAUACACUUUCCUUAUCUCCAGCUGCAAACGUCCCUCUGAACAGAAGUCCAAAAAUAGUUACUUCCCAUCCACUCCACCCUAUGCACCAAGCGACACCUUUAAUGUUUGGAUCACAUUUACAGAAUCACAAUCAGAUGGCAUUACUUCAUCCGAGUGGAAAUUGGAAUGCCGGUACAUCACGAGCAAUGGCUGCUGCAACAGCUGUCAGCCUCUUGCAGAAUGGAUUUCCUCAUCAUAAUUUACAACACCAUACUUACCCAACAUUGAUGAACGGCAGAACUAAUCCAGGUCUUACUAACGUGUUCGGAAUGUCGAAUGGAAAUGCUGUUGUUGAGAUCGACGGUGAAAAAGUUGACAUCACGGAGGAGUUGGACGAUUUAUUUCGACGCGAUCAGGCACAAGUCAAAGAAGACAUUCGAAAAUUCAUAAACGAACGGCACAUUUCGCAAUCUGCAAUAGCAAAAGCUACAGGAAAUGCAAUCAGUCAGAGUUAUAUAUCACAAUGGUUGGCUCAACCCCAAGAUAUUAGCGGACAAAAGAAGAAAGCCAUGUAUACUUGGUAUCUCAUUGAGAAACGAAAACCACCAGGAGUAAUGACCAUGAAUUCAGGCGCACCCAUAAUAUUUCGAAAUGAGAUGGAACAGGACUACGCACCUCCAAUAUGUCUGAAAACAAAACGUGGGGCAAGAUUCACAUGGCCAAAAGAAUGUUUGACAAUUUUAGAAAAUUACUACAAUUCGAAUCCAUAUCCAGAUGAAUCAAAGAGAGAAGAAAUCGCAGCCGCUUGUAAUUCUAUAAUACAAACGCAUAAAGCAGGUAUGAUGAUAACCGACUUAGACAAAGUUACCACGGUUAAAGUUUACAACUGGUUUGCAAACAGAAGAAAAGAUGACAAAAGAAGAAAGCAUAUCGAGCAUAUCGAAGCCUUGGAUCAUCAUCAACAGUAUAUGACCAACCCUGCACACAGGAGCAACACGGUGUCACCGAGCAGCUCAAAUCAUUCGAGCGAGAGCCCACGUGUUCACGAAGUUACAGAUCAUCAAGCGAUGGCAGAAAAAGUUCAGUCUGAUAUACUAGCUAUGCGAAAGAAAGAAGAGCAGAUGGCACUCGCAUUGCAAAUGGCAGCUGUCAACCACUCGAUACUUGCACUCGUCAACCAACAUCGUGAAAUAGUCAAUGUCAAUCGAGACGACGACUCUAACACACCGCUUGGUGGCAGAGAAAGCGAGCGUGACGAAAACGAAGACAACGAAAGUGUUGGAGGCGGGAGUAGCCAUGGCAACAUUGAAAAUCACGCUCAGGAACAUCAACGCCACGAGAGCGAAGGAGACGUCAGCGAGAAUAAUUCAACGUCCAGUGCGAUGGAAAUUCAUCGGGAAAACAGCAACACAGCCAUGACCCAAUCACCAAUUCAAGCAAGGACCUAAUACAAGUCGAACCCACACAUACUUAUUUGACUGAAAAACAAACUGCCGAACGAAAACACUGUUUGAAAAUGGUAAAAUUUACAGUUUUCGGUAAAUAACGAAUGAUUUAUAUCAUAAGCGCACCCAUGGUUUACAACUAGACCGUGCCUACAUCAUAUCAUACAGCGUAAUCGCUGCAAACUUUCACGAAGUCUAGCAAUUUUUGUAAAGUAUUGACCGACAUAUUAUACUGAUUUGAAUCGAAAAUCGAAAACUGGUAAAUUUCACUAUUUCCCAAUAGCACUUUAGAUAAUAUUUGUACAUAUCACCUAGCUAUUUUGUUCAAAACAGUAGUAGGCUUAUUUGAGACUCACGGUACAGCCCAUAGUGGCAUUUUACUUUUGUAUCUAUUACAGGGAAAAUAAAAGCAUUUACUAAAUUUUGUAAUAUUGUAGCAAAAUGAUUUAAACAAAAGAGCUGUGUACAUUUUUGUAUUUCAAUUUUUAUAUAUUACGUUUGAUCCUGGAAUCCCAACAAGUUUCAAUGUUGAUUUAGAUUAAAUUCGUGUAAAACAGAAAAUCAACCAUUGCUUGACUAUUUUUUUCUGCAGAAUGCGCGAUUGGAAUUGUUGUUGUCGAUCACUCUUACUCGUUUAUUAUAAUAUUAAUAUUGAAUUGACGAAACCUAAUUUUAAAAGUAAAAAUAUCCUAUCUCCCCAUGGUUUACUCACUUCUAUAUUACUUUUUGUCUUGCUCCCAUUGUUUCUUUAUUGUAGUUUUAAAUAUAUGACCAAUUAGUAUUAUAAAGUAUAAAUGCAACGCUUGCCCUCCUGCCAUACAUAUACAAUCGCACUAUUCAUGUUUUUGGUUAGAAAAUUAUUCAUUUUUCCUUUAUUUUAACGUUAUAGUAUUAACUAAGUAAAUUUUUGAAAUGAUAUACUGCCCAAAUAACAAUGGUUUGUUUGUCUUUAGUAUAUGCGCUUGUUGAUAUAUAUUCCACCAGUAUAUUUGCAGUAAUUAUUUUGUUGAUGAAUGAUAUUUAAUAGGAAUAAAAUUUAGAAAUUUUCCCGGAAACGAAAAAAGUUUUCUUUUGUCUGAGUUCAUUUAAUAGGUUUGAAAAAUAUAUAAUUCAAAUUAAUACAAAGUAAUAAUUUAUAAUCAAUACCAGUUUCGUAUUAAAAGGCUAUUUUUAUGUUAAAAUCAUAAAGAAGUACAUUGACAUAUCAUUUAUGUCUUUUCAGAAACUCAAGUUUAAUGAUUUAGUUUCAAAAUGACAAUGUACAUUAUUACAUUAUUAUUGUACAAACAUGAUAUGUUAUCAACAUUUAAAUAUCCCGAUCAAUCAACAAUCUAUACGUGGACUCAGCAAAAUCCUGUUUUAUUUAGUCUUUAACAAAGAACGGGGUCGACAAGUAUUUAAAAGUAUUUUCAUAUUUGGCAUAAUGUACAUCUCGAAUACGGUCUGCCAUCUAUGUGCAUUAAAAACCGAAAAUUAUUUUAUAUUCUUUUCAUGCUCAACUCUGAUUGAUGAAUUGAAAAGUUUUAGUGUUGUAUAUAAGAUCAGAAUUUUUUUUUGAAUCUUUUUUUUCGUUCGACGCGUGCUCUUUCAUUUCAUACCAACAAGCAUGAAAUUUUCCACGAGAGAUUUUUUUUUAUAAUUUAAAGAAAGUAAAAAACUCCAGCUCUGACGUUUGAAAUCGGCCAAUAUAAAAAUUAAAAACGAUGCGCAUUUUUUUGGUAUACUACACACUUUUGUGGAAGUCUUUUUGGUUUUUUUUUGAUUGCACUGUUUUCCGAGCUAAUAUCAUUAAAGAUAACUGCGCAUUUUCAAGAAUAGUGUUCUAAAUGAACAUAUCUUUAGAAGAAGACAUUUCCAACGGUGCUAUUGCGGUGCCAAGCACCUAUUACUUAUUAUCCAAUAAUAAAUACGAACAAUUUUACUUUAUUAUUAUGUUUUCUGAUUUUUUUUUCAUUAUAAAUAUCUUAUGAUGAAUGAUAUGAUAUUAUUAUUCUAUGGAAGAUGCCUUCUGUUUUUUUUUCGUUCCUAGUUUCACGUUUUUCAUUUUCAUCAGAUCAAGUUCGACCAAGCAUAUGCUAUCUUCAAUGGAACUUUCAAUAUGGAUAAGAGAGAUUUAAUCAUGAAUUAUGCUUGGACGUGCUUGUUAUUAUGAUAAUAUUUCCUAAAGUGUUCUUGUUAUCUAUGAUGUUGUAAUAAUUAAUGUUGUGUUUUGCGCUUAUUUUCCCCAUUUAUUAUUUAACGUCAAGGCAUCGUUAUUGGGAUUAUCAUGAUAAAUAGUAGUUAUGUUCUUUAUAUUACUGAUAUGUUUAUUUUAUUUAAAAUUUAUGUGUUGUUGUCAUUGGACAUGUACGCAGAAAUAAGACAGAUACAGUAUUGUAAGUUUGUUUGUUGAAAAUAAAAUUUGUGUCAAAAAA
Styela clava is the source of this 4226-nucleotide messenger RNA. Its product is annotated as homeobox-containing protein 1-like. Lineage: Eukaryota; Metazoa; Chordata; Ascidiacea; Stolidobranchia; Styelidae. Gene Ontology annotation, molecular function: double-stranded telomeric DNA binding. Gene Ontology annotation, cellular component: nucleus. The record is from RefSeq and is a predicted model, not a curated record. Gene Ontology annotation, biological process: positive regulation of DNA-templated transcription.